AUGUCGUCACGUGAACCUCCAUGGCGCAACGAGCGCAGCCGUCUGCCCCAGCGCGACGCGCCGUCUUCGUCUAUUCCAGCAAAGCGGUCAGCCGACUCACGAGCACACGACAAUCCUGCGAAGCGGUCAACGAACGCGGCCGAGGAGGCAUGGGUGGCAGACGAGGAUCGCUUCGUGCUGCAGCAGGCGAAGAAGAAGGCGGCACUGCGCGUCAAGGGCGGACGCGCGAGGCCCAUUGACUGGCUGGCCGUUACGCUGCGCUUCAUCGACCCUACAGAGAAGUCGAUACUCGACGAGGAGGUGGAAGACCACGAGCUGGACAUCGUAGACCCCGAGGGCGUCUUGGAAGGCCUCAGCAACGACGAUAUCUCAGAGCUGGAAAAGGAGAUUGAAAACUACCUCGCCCUCGAGACAAGCAAGAGUAACCGCGACUACUGGAACUCCCUCAAAGCAAUCUGCAAAGACAUGCGCCGCAAAUCCAAGUCGUCCAAGUCCGAAGCACGCGGCACCGGCUCCGUGGCUGCUGACAUCGACCAGCUCCUCGCCCCUAAAACGUUCGAACAGCUUGAGACACUCGAGGUGCAGGUCAAGAAGAAGCUCGACUCGGACGAGCCCAUCGACUAUGACUACUGGGAGCAACUGCUGCGAAGCUUGCGCGUGUGGAAGGCCAAAGCGAGGCUGCGUCGUGUCUCGCAGGAGAUCGUCAGGGAGCGCCUACAGACGUUGCGCAAGCAGCAGGCUGAGGCUGCUGCGUCGGUACAAAACAGCAUCUACGCUAUGCUCAACGGCGCCGACGAAGCGGGCGACGCGCAACCGACGACUGUCGCCUACGAUGCAGCCUUCGAUCCACAACCGCUGCUGAAGUUGCGCGCAGAAGACAAAGCCCUACCACAGACUGACGAGAAAGCGUUUCUGGAGCACCUGGCAGCUGAGAGGAGGAAGAUCCAAAAGAUUGGCUACGUGCCCUCUCAGGCCAAAUCAAGUGAUGCUACUGUCAGCAGUAGUCAGCCCACAACGAGCCAGACUGUAACCACAAGCGCCUCACGAUUUGCGCCCGUGGAGAAGGAGGAUUACUCCAAGGCAACCAUGGCACUAUACGAGAGGGAAGUCGCGCGAGGCGUCGAGGAAGGCGAGGAGAUAUUCACCGCCGAAGAGGAAGUCACAACCGCCCGACCCCAGUGGGCUGGUAACUACAAGCCCCGGAAACCCCGCUACUUCAAUCGUGUUCAGAUGGGCUAUGAAUGGAACAAGUACAACCAGACGCACUACGAUCACGACAAUCCCCCGCCCAAAGUCGUACAGGGCUACAAGUUCAACAUCUUCUAUCCCGACCUCAUCGACAAGUCAAAGGCGCCCACCUACAAGAUCGAGCGGGAGAAUGGCCGCAAGAAGGGCCAAUCCUUUGCUCCCGCCGGUGAAGACGACACAUGCCUCAUCCGCUUCAUCGCCGGCCCACCGUACGAAGACAUCGCUUUCAGAAUCAUUGACAAGGAGUGGGAUUAUAGCGCUAAGCGCGAACGCGGCUUCAAGAGCAGCUUUGACAAGGGCAUCCUGCAACUUCACUUCCAAUUCAAGAAGAUAUACUAUCGAAAGUAG
Molecule: messenger RNA, 1596 nt
Organism: Alternaria postmessia
Lineage: Eukaryota; Fungi; Ascomycota; Dothideomycetes; Pleosporales; Pleosporaceae
Exons: 4
Coding region: 1-1596 (531 amino acids)
Biological process (GO): mRNA cis splicing, via spliceosome
Cellular component (GO): spliceosomal complex; cytoplasm
Molecular function (GO): protein binding
Source: RefSeq, a predicted model, not a curated record